AUGACGAAAAAAAAACCUGUAGGAUACGGUUUCGCUUUGGAUUACUCUAAAAUUGAUCCGACAGUCUGCAAGAUAUCAAACUACGCGCACAACUUCCCAAUUUUCAGCAGAAUCCUCUUUGGCAGCCUGGCGUGGGAGGCUGGCAUCUCUUCCGGAGAUUAUCUACUUCAAGUCAAUGGAAUUUCGGUUGAGAGUAUGAAGGAAGGAGCUGUAGUGAAUUUAAUACAACAAAACCUCCGAAGCGUCGAGCUGAUGGUUGCCACAAUGAGCAACAAACUGAAGAAGAGUGCUGAAACAGCAGCAAGUUCACCAUUGGCGGCACCUUACAUUAAAAAUUCUGUAGUUAAUAUAACUCAACAACAAUUUCAACCUCAGGCAACCACACCAACGCAACGACACAAACCUCAGAAGCAACCUUCCAUGAGAUCCAAUUUUGGAAUAUAUGAGGAAAUAAAUAUUUAUUGUGAGGAGCAUGAGAUUGAUGCAAAUGGUUUUAGUAACGCGUCUUUCAACAAAAAUGAUAACAUCAACAAAAAUAAUAUUCCCAAACCUCAACAGUCUCCAAAAGAGUUUUCAAACAACCAGAAAAAACAUGAACCUUCCGGCAAUCAACUUCAACAAAAUACGGAAACUGCUGUGUUAUCGAUCCAUGAUGACGACGUGUGUUCGCCUGUAAUGCCUUCAAUAAAACUUCCGUCUCUCACGAUCGGCAAGAUGCAAAAGAGUAAAAACAAUUUGAAAGGUACCACAGGGAACCAAAACGAAUCAGCGGAUGAAGAUGCAUUUGAUAAUGUAGCUCGUGCAAUCGUUGGAAAUAAGAAAAAUACUUCUUUGUCAAGCCCAACAAGCCCUCAACAAUCCCAAAUUGCUGAGCAGUUAAACGAAUUAUCAUCAAUAUCAUCACCAACAGCAACUACAUCAACCGCCUUAAGAAAAGUUUCAUGUUCAGAAUCAAGUGGCUUUGUAAGUGAGAGUGCUGAAAAUUCCUCGGAUGGAAGUCUUCCAAGUUCGACAUCAUCUGAUAACACUUUCAACCAUUGCACUGACAACUGCAACGGGAACACUAGCAAUGAUUGUAAUAAUAUUUUCAACAAAAAUUUCGAUAGUGCAAUAAACGAUAAAAUGAUGAAACCGAUGUUACCAACGCCAAAUACUCCUUCAAAGAUUCAUCAAAUAACGAGCCAACUGCAUCAACACAAACAGCAACAACAGCUUCCAGCACCAGACGUUGCUCCACCGAUACCACCGAAGAUAAAAAAUCCAGUACAGACUGAGAAGACGAGUGAGAUGAAAAAAUUACAUAACUUAAUUUCACGAUGCCAAGAUGAUGCUGACAAACAAAACGUAGAAAAGACAUUUCAACAAUACUUAAACAGUCUCCACGACCAACUCAGACAAACCAACCACAACACUCACAACUAUGCCACAAAUUUUAUGCAACAACCUCAUUUAAAAGUUUCUAGAAAACCUUUACCUCCUCUUCCACCGACUCAACUGAGUUUGUCUCUUCAGUCUGAAAUUUUUCGUCCCCAAAAUCAAACAUUUUUCCAAAAAGAAAAUAAAAUGAAACAAAAACAAGCAUGUUGCCUUUUGCAUAAUGAUACUGAUCAGACACCAAUAAAAUCGAGAAAAUCAGAUAGCGAAACAAGCCGGUCUGUUGAGGCAAUCGACCCAACAUCGGGUAUCGUCGCUCCUCCCGAUGAAUUUUCCGCAGGUAACAACAAUCGUAUCGACGGUUGCAAACCAACUCGACCAUCUUUUCUCGAUCUUACUUCUCAAACAUCUUUCCUAUCACCAACAAAGACAUCUUUUUCACCUGUCUGCUCAGCCAACAUAUCUUCGUCGCCCUCCAUUCCAAUUCCAAAACCAACAUAUUUGUUCAACAGGCUGAGUAAUAAUUUUAUUAUAACAACGCCUAACAAUUAUAGUACUUUUCCAUCUAACGACUCAAACAUCACUGCCGAAGACGAGGACAUCAACAACACUAACAUCGCUGACGAUAACAACAAUCUUGACGUCCACAACAGCGCCGAGAAUCGUUUGAAUUGUAAACAAAUCGAACAAUGGAGCGUUGAUGAUGUUUGCACUUGGCUUCUACACGUCGGUUUCGAUUCCUACGAAGACUCCUUCAGAAAACAUUCAAUUAAAGGCGAGGGAAUGUUGAAGUUGAAGAGAUUGGAUCUCAUCAAGUUGGGGAUGGAAGAUGUGGUGGCCAGAAGAGAUUUCCAACGAGCUGUGGUCAGGGUCCAAUUGAGGAAAUAUGAUGAAUCAUCUUGCUGA
Messenger RNA from Helobdella robusta, 2280 nucleotides. RefSeq lists its product as hypothetical. The record is from RefSeq and is a predicted model, not a curated record. Bases 1 to 2280 code for a protein of 759 amino acids. The transcript is spliced from 4 exons. NCBI's taxonomy places the organism in Eukaryota, Metazoa, Annelida, Clitellata, Rhynchobdellida, Glossiphoniidae. Gene Ontology annotation, cellular component: postsynaptic density; dendritic spine; postsynaptic membrane. Gene Ontology annotation, molecular function: synaptic receptor adaptor activity; ionotropic glutamate receptor binding.